Messenger RNA from Magnolia sinica, 1818 nucleotides. RefSeq lists its product as uncharacterized. The record is from RefSeq and is a predicted model, not a curated record. Gene Ontology annotation, molecular function: protein binding. Lineage: Eukaryota; Viridiplantae; Streptophyta; Magnoliopsida; Magnoliales; Magnoliaceae. The transcript has 5 exons. Gene Ontology annotation, cellular component: cytoplasm; Cul4-RING E3 ubiquitin ligase complex. The coding region runs from base 157 to 1638 and encodes 493 amino acids.
GACAUGUGGUGUCUUAUAGCGGGGAAUGGAGGAGAGCCACGUUGCCAUAAACCGAUCCCAUUUCCCUUCCGUUCUUAGAUAUCUCUAAGCUCCCCACCCCAAUAUUUAUUUAUUUUCUUCUUCUCUCUCGCUAGCAAGUAGCCACAGGAACAGGAAAUGAGGAGACGGAGAACGGCACAAGGGCGUGGAAUCGAGGAGCUAUGGCAGCGAGAGCUUGGGGAGCUCUCUCCCAGGUCCUUCGCCCUUCGUGCAGGGGCAUCCGAGGAUCUUGUUCUGCGACUCGAUAUCCAUAAAAAACUGGAAAAGCACAGAGGUUGUGUGAACACUGUGAGCUUCAAUGCAGAUGGCGGCAUUCUUGUGUCCGGAUCAGAUGACAGAAUGGUAAUUCUAUGGAAUUGGGACGCGGGGCUUGUCAAAUUGGCUUUUCACUCUGGGCACAUGAACAAUGUUUUCCAAGCGAAGAUGAUGCCUUAUUCAGAUGAUCGGAGUCUCAUUACCUGCGCAGCAGAUGGCCAGGUGAGACAUGCUCAGAUACGAGAUGGUGGACAUGUGGACACGGCAACUCUGGGCAGGCACCAAGGCCGUGUUCACAAGUUGGCUAUUGAGCCCGGCAGUCCUCACAUAUUUUACAGCUGCGGCGAAGAUGGGCUUGUUCAGCACUUUGAUUUGAGAACACAAACUGCUACAGAGCUCUUCACCUGCCACUCCUUUCAUGAUAAGUCACAUUACAUGCCGGUUGUCCAUCUAAAUGCAAUCGCAAUAGAUCCAAGGAACCCAAAUCUCUUUGCAAUUGCAGGAGCGGAUGCAUAUGCUCGGGUGUACGAUAUCCGCAAGUAUAAGCUGGAUGGAUCAACUGAUUAUGGCAAUCCCACUGACUGCUUCUGUCCUCGGCAUCUGAUUGGAGAUGAUCAAGUUGGAAUUACAGGCCUGGCCUUCUCUGAUCAGAGCGAGCUUCUAGUCUCUUACAAUGAUGAGUUAAUCUACCUUUUCUCUAGGGAUUUAGGACUGGGGCCUGAUCCAGUUUCAGCAUCUCGGUCAUCCUCGGGUGCCGUUGCUGGAGCAACAUCCGAUCCAAUUUCAGAAUUGCCAUCAAAUCAGGAUGCUGGUACUGGACCUGGGCCCCAGGUCUACAGCGGGCACCGGAAUUGUGAUACAGUGAAGGGUGUGAGCUUCUUUGGCCCCAAUUGCAAAUAUGUGUCCAGUGGGUCAGAUUGUGGUAGGAUCUUCAUUUGGAGGAAGAAAGGGGGGGAGCUCUUGCGUGUGAUGGAAGGUGACAGUGAUGUUGUGAACUGCAUCGAGCCUCAUCCUCAUGCCACUAUGCUCGCAAGCAGUGGGAUCGAGAGUGACAUCAAGAUAUGGACCCCAAAAGCAACUGAACCGGUCUUGCUGCCAGCAAAUAUUGCAGAGGCUCUGAUACCUGACCGAUUUGCUUCCUUUGCACUCGAUGAUGACGACAACUAUAAUGGCAACAUCAAUGAUUUUGGUAUUGAUGACGACAACGUUGACCAUGAUGAUGAUGAUUAUUUUGGCUUUGAUGAUGAUGAUGAUGGGGACGACAACGACGAUUUUGUUGAUGUUGGUUUUGAUGAUGACGGUGAUUGUGGUGCUGGUGAUGAUGAUACUGCUUUUGAUGAAUGAUGGUGAUGGCUACCAUUGGCCAUGGACUAUACUCAGACAAAACACAGGACCAGAAAGCGUCUAUCCCGCUUUUCUUCUGCCCAAGAUGUGCUGAUGCACGUCUUCCCAUUACUGCAUAGGCAUAGGUCUAGUUUGGGCCGUCGAAGGAAUGCUUGGGCAGAAGAGGCGUCAUUGUUGGAA